AUGAAUCAACUUCUUCUAAGAUCAAACCCAAAACUUUGCCAUCAAGGCCACUUUUCUUUUGUUUUAAGGUCUCGCUUCUUUUCCACAGAUACCAUCACAACCCCAAAUGACCCUCUGUUUCAUAGGAUCACAAUGGUAGCAGACCCCAAGGUCUCUGUUAUUACAGUUAUACAGAAGUGGCUUCAAGAAGGUCAAAGAGUUAUGCGACCGGACCUCAAUCAAUCCAUCAAGCAGCUGUGUAAAUACAACAGCUUCAGCCACGCUCUUGAGAUAUCAGAAUGGAUGAGGCAAAGAGGCUAUGGCCAAACAGUAGGAGACACGGUGGUUCAACUGGACUUAAUAUCUAAAGUCCAUGGCUUAGACGAAGCAGAGAAAUAUUGUUACAGCCUUCCUGACCAUCAUAGAACACACCUUUAUGGUACUCUUUUAAACUGCUAUGUGGACCGUACACAUUUGGAGAAAGCAGAGGCCAUAAUGCAGACAAUGAAGGAACUGGGUUUAGCAAAACCAGUGUCUUACAAUUUGAUGCUAAGCCUCUAUUCCAAGAUGGGGCAAUAUGAGGAUGUAGAUAUUCUGAUGCAGGAGAUGGAAGACCAGGGCAUUUGGUGCAACAAAUAUGCAUUCAAGAUCCUGGUGAAGGCUUAUGCAGUUUCUUCCAAUAUUGAGAAAAUGGAGAAACUUCUGAUGAAGAUGGAAAGAGAUCCUCGGAUCAACUGGAAAGUUUGUGUUGCUGCGGCAAAGGGUUACUUGAAAGCUGGCUUUACUGAAAAGGCUUUGACAAUGUUGAAGCGAUCAGAACAAUUAAUCAAGGGUAAUGAGGGAAGUUAUGCUUAUAAGAAUCUCCUCUCAUUGUAUGCAGAUACCGGUAAUAAGGAUGAACUAUAUCGUUUAUGGAAUUUUUAUAAGAAUAAAGCAGGUUUUGAUAAUUCAGGAUAUUCACAUAUGAUAAGCUUAUUGAUGAAGUCAGAUGAGUAUGAUAGUGCUGAGGAGGUUUGGGAGGAGUGGUUAUCAGUGAAGACAUUGUUUGAAGUUCAUAUUCCAAAUGCAGUGAUUACUGGUUAUUCAAAGAAGGGUCUUUGGGAAAAGGCUGAGGCAUUUGUAAAAAAGAUAGUAGAUAGUGGGAUGGAGCUCAAUGCAGACUCAUUUGAUCAUUUAGCAAGUGGAUACCGUGUUGGUGGUCAGAUGGUGAAAGCAGCAGAAGCAAUAAAGAAAGCAAUUUCAAUAAGUAAACCAGGAUGGAAGCCGAAUACUAAGGCUUUAGCUGCAUGUCUUAAGGGUCUGAAAGGCCAGGGGGAUGUGGAAGCAGCAGAAGAGCUUUUUAACACCAUACAUUUUGAUCAAAUGGAAGGUUAUGAUCAGAUUCUGAAUGGAGAAACACCAGAAAUUGUGGAUAUUGGUGAAGAGGUCAGUGCUGAAGAAUGA
Messenger RNA from Dovyalis caffra, 1422 nucleotides. The record is from the annotation of a GenBank genome assembly. Lineage: Eukaryota; Viridiplantae; Streptophyta; Magnoliopsida; Malpighiales; Salicaceae.